Klebsormidium nitens is the source of this 2622-nucleotide messenger RNA. Lineage: Eukaryota; Viridiplantae; Streptophyta; Klebsormidiophyceae; Klebsormidiales; Klebsormidiaceae. The record is from the annotation of a GenBank genome assembly.
GCUGGAGUCCGAGUGCCGCCGGCGAGCCGCGGGCGGCUCCUACUCAUGAACUUGAAGAGUCACGGUCAUUGAAGGCGGCCUCUUCUGCAUUGACUCUUACACAGUCUUACACAGUACAGGAGCCUGUUGGAUGGUGAUUGCACUUUCCAUUGAUGACGACUUGCAAUGCACUCUGCCCUUCGAUCAGUGCGUAUUUGAAGGAAUGGAAACUUCAGAGAAGCAGCCACUGGUUCAUGCCCAGAUCGCAUCAUCUUGAGAUAAAGUGUGGGGUCGCUAGCCCCGAAGCGAUCGCUGCUGCCGUAUCCCCACCUUUGAAAUUCCUAGAACAAUUUCAGAGAUACCUAGCGGCAGGUCUGCAGCACCAUGGCGCAGCUACCGAACUUGGACAACGCGAGCAUCAACCUGGGCGCAUACCGCGACCACGCCCGGAAGGAAUUGGUCGACGCGCUCGACUCGAUGCGGGGCAAGAAAGUCCUCGUCCUGGACCCCAAGCUGAGCGGCCCGCUUGCGCUCAUCGUGCAAAUUGCACUGCUCAAGGAGCACGGGGUGGAGAACUUGUACCACCUCACGCCAGAGCCAAUUCACACUGACUGCAAAAAUGUAAUGUAUCUGGUGCGCCCAAGGCCGGGGCUGAUGAAGCUCAUUGCCGGGCACGUGCGACAUGAUAACCGGGAGAAGCUGCAGCGGCAGUAUGCGGUGUACUUUAUGCCCCGGAAGACGAUCGCGUGCGAGAAGGUCCUUGAAGACGCGGGCAUCUUUGCUGACGUCACACUGGGCGAGUUUCCCUUGGACCUGCUUCCGUUCGAUGAAGACGUGCUGUCGCUGGAACUAGACGCGGCCUACAAGGAGCUGCUCGUGGAUGGGGACCGCAGCUGCCUCUAUGACGUGGCGAAGGCCCUCUGGCGAUUACAGGCCGUCUUUGGGACGAUACCCAACGUGAAGGGCAAGGGCCGCGCGGCGUCGCACGUGGCGGACCUGAUGGCCCGGAUGCGCCGGGAGCAGCCGUUGCCGCAGAUUCCGCCCGAGAUCGACACAAUGGUCCUGAUCGACCGCCAAGUGGACAUGAUCACGCCCAUGUGCUCGCAGCUCACAUACGAGGGGCUGCUAGACGAGUUCAUACACAUCAGCAACGGAUCAGUUGAGGUGGACCCUACCGUGAUGGGUCAAGCGGCGAACCCAAAGAAGAUCAAAAUACCGCUCAAUUCCACGGACAAGCUAUACCGCGAGCUGCGCGACCUCAACUUCGGCGUGGUGGGCAACAUCUUGCGGCAGAAGGCGACCGCGAUGCGCGAGGACUACAAGGACCUGCCCCAGAACCAGUCCGUCUCGCAGCUCAAGGACUUCGUCAAGCGGCUCAACAUCCUGCCCGAAAUGACGCGGCACACCAACCUGGCCCAGCACCUGACGACCUUCACCACUAACCCCGCCUUCCUCUCGCGCCUCAAUAUCGAGCAGUCCAUGCUAGAGGUGCGACCAGAGGCCCCGUCCGAGUACAUUGAGGAGAUGAUCGACAAGCAGGAGCCGCUGCCCAGCGUGCUCCGCCUCCUCUGCCUGCUCUCGCUCACCUGCGGCGGCCUGCCGCGGAAACAGUUCGAUUUUCUCAGACGGGAGAUCCUGCAGAGCUACGGCUUUGAGUACACUUUCACGCUGAACAACCUGGAGAAGGCGGGCCUGCUACGAAGGCAGGAUGGGCGGAACACCUACCCGGCGGUUCGGCGUGCUCUGAAGCUGGUGGUUGAGGGCCAAGACGAUUCCAAUCCCACGGACAUUUCGUACACCUUCUCGGGAUACGCGCCCCUGAGCAUACGGCUUAUCCAACAGGCGCUACAAGAUAGGUGGAAAAGCAUGGACGAGCUCCUUAGAUCGUUGCCCGGGCCACACUUUGAAAAGACACAGGCGCUAGACGCAGACGGGACGCCGGUGGAGCACGAGGCCCAGAGCAUCAGCGUAGACAGGCCCGACGGUCAGCGCUCGCUCGUUCUCGUGGUCUUCCUGGGCGGGGUGACGUCAGCGGAGAUAUCUGCGCUGCGGUUUCUGAGCGGCCAGGAAAAUUCGAAACACGAAUUCUUGGCUGCCACUACGAAGCUGGUGACCGGCACGUCGCUUCUGCAAACGUUAAUAGACGACGACUGGCGGUUGAGGAACAACAAAUGAAUCCAGUCCUUCACGAGGGUGUGUACAUAAUCAUCUUGUAUAAGCUGGCCGAGCAAACGGAAAUCUAGAGCGCACAAUAAGUGCUGGCGGUUGACUAAUAACAGAGGAGCGUAAUCCUCACGAGCUUGUAUAUGUAAUCAGAGUCAAAAGCUGGCCGUGGUGUUUGAGCUGGUGAGCAAAUAUGAGGGCUGACGCUUGAGAGACGAAUCAAGGUUCGGGGCCAGGAUACAAUAUGCAUGGAAGUGCAGCUUAUCGCCAUUAGCCUUGCAAGCUGAAGUUGUAGCACCUUUAUGCAUGCCUAGUUGCAAGAUUAGCACCUAAGCAGUUUUAAAGAGGUACACCUUCCUCUAAGUAUCAUAAAGCCUUUUAGAAGAACCCCACGAUGUUCCUCUAAGGCCGAUCGAGAUGGAGUCCAUAAAAGACACCAUCAGCCAGGUUGCGAAAAUGGAUUUCCUCUACGGAUAGGGU